AUGGAAAACAAAGCUUGCGGGGCGAACGCCACCAGGCACGGGGCAGGGCGGCCACGGGAGGCAGAGGCAGGAGAGGCCAAGAGGGGGGGGAGGGGGGCACAAGAGGGCACAGGGAGAAACAGACAGAUGAACGCGGAGGGGGAAAGGAGGCCGGCCAACCGGAGGAGCGCCCACACACGAAGGCUGGAGGAGAGAGAAGGCGAGAACAGCAGGGGGCACGGAAGGGGCCGGAGGAGGCACACAACAAGGAGGAGGAGAGGAGCGAGAGCCGCGGAGAAAGGAGGACGGCCAGAAAGAACAGCAACAGAACGGGAGAGACCGGAGGGGAAGGACGAAGGGGCGACGAGAGGCAGAGGGCGGAGGGAGGAGGCGGACCAAAAAAGCGGGAGGCCGCAAACCGGAGGCAGGGCGGGGGGGGCCGACGCCGGGGGAGGCACCGGGAGGACGAGGCGGCGGGGGGUAGGAAGGGGAAGGCGCGGAGGGAGGACCAGAAAAGGGGGAGGGAGGCGAGAGCCAGCGGCAAAGGGAACCGACCAGCGACCGAAGGGUAGGAAGAGGGGGAGAAAAGGGAGGAGAAGAGGAAGAAAGGAGGGGAGGAAGGCCAAAAAAGCCGAGAAAGAAAAGGAAGCAAAAGAAAACCGAGUCACGCCGGACGAGGAAGAAUGGGCCAGCGGCGGGGGCGAGGCAAGGGGAGGGAGGAAACGGGAAGAGGGAGAGGGAAGGCCGAAAGGGCAAACCACGGAGGAGGAAAAACAACCGUGGAGGAGGGGAGGCAAGGGCCCCAGCGAGGCCGCCAAGCUGGGGGCGCCCCAAAGAGCCAAAGACCCGAGGGACCCGGAAAAACAGGCAGGGGCGGAAAGGGAAAAGGAGGGCGCGGAGGGAAAAAAAAGGGGGACAAAUACCGGGGAGGGGGCACGAGGCCGAGAAAGCCGCGGGCGGGGAGAAAACAGGGGGAGGCGCCACCAGGGGCGGGCCAAGCGGACCGGGGCGAAGGCGGAGAAAAAGGACGCCAGGGGAAAACCGAAGGCGGAGCGCCCGGAGAAACGGCCCGCGGGGGAACGACAAGGCGCGAAGGGAGGGGAGAGGGAGAAAAAGCCAAGGAAAGGAAAACCCAACGCGAGGAGAAGCGAACGAGCGCCGAAGGAAAAGGAACGAAACGACCGCAGCCCAAAGAACAGCCAGGCAGGGCAGGCAGGACGCAGGCAGGAAGCACAUGCAAGCAGCGACCCAGAGCAAAAAGAAGAAAAAGACCCGCCGCGGACCGCGAGGAGAGAAGGCGGGCCCAACAAACCAGAGGGGGAAAGACAAGAGACGGAAGAGAAAGGCACAGAAACGCGGAAAAAGCGGCAAAGCAGAGAGAAGAAGAAGGAACGCGAAGGGAGGGAGGAAAAACAGAAGCGGCCCCAGGAGCGGGGGAGGGCCGGAGGGAAAAAAAGGAAAAACGGGGAGGAAGGGCAGGAAAAGGAGAGAAAAAAGGAAACGCGGCGGGAACCGAGAAGAGGGGCGGCACGCAGCGGGGUAGGAAGAACAGCGGCGGGAACAGAACGCCGAGCGCGGGGUACGCAGGGGGCGGACGGGAGGAGAAGGCCGAGACGCAGGAAGUGA
Jatropha curcas is the source of this 1605-nucleotide messenger RNA. The record is from RefSeq and is a predicted model, not a curated record. NCBI's taxonomy places the organism in Eukaryota, Viridiplantae, Streptophyta, Magnoliopsida, Malpighiales, Euphorbiaceae.